UGUUCUUCAGUAGGAGCUGAAGCCUUAGCACGGGGCGGACACGUCCGGACUUCUUACUGUCACUACUUUUAUUCCAUCGAAACACCGUUAAAUGUUGAAGAAGAACAUCUAAAGUCAUCGCUCCGAGUCGACACAAAGUUUGGGGCCAUGUCUGACCGCCGAGACGAGGACGAAGCGGCGGGAGAGCCGGAGCCGCAGGGCGCCGUGGGCGGAGAAGACGUUCUUGAUGAUCCCAUCUUGGAGCAGGGAGCAGUGGUCCUCAGAGGGUAUGUGAUUGAGCGUAUAAACACAGAAGACCCCAGUCGGAACGUCUCCUCUGAGGACCUGGGAGGAAGACCAGAUGAACUACAGGAUCCACAAAUUAAAGAAGUGGUGGACCAGCUGCUCAAGAUAGCUGAUGAGCUGAACAGGAACGCUGAGCUCCAGCGACUGAUCAACCAGGUUCAGAGGAACUGUGCUCAGGACAUCUUCAUGAAGGUGGCCAGGAGCAUCUUUGCUGAUGGCAUUAACUGGGGUCGAGUGGUGGCUCUCUUCCAUCUGGCCUACAGACUUAUAUACAAGGCUCUGACCACCAAUCAUCUAGAGAACAUCAGAAUGGUGAUUAGCUGGGUUCUCCAAGUCAUCAGAGAGCAGCUCUACGCCUGGCUUGUACAGCAGGGAGGCUGGGAGGGGGUGAUCCGUAGUUUUUCUCGAUGGAGGACAGUAGCCAUAGUAGCAUCAGUGGUACUGGUGGCAACUUUUGUUUACUACAGGAGGACACGCUGACAAUGUCAGACCUCACAGCCAAGACUGCAGUCCCAUCUCCUGGAUAUAUGCAGCUUGUUUAUAAAGACCGUUUCUGGGACAUUAAUUACAAUCACUCCUCAUCCUCCCUCUCAUUAAAAAGAGGAGGUCAAGUAUUUCACUUUUCUCAGGUUUUCAAGAACAAAAAAAAGUGCUUUUACAGCCAGUUGUCCACUUGGCAUCUCUGUCUUCCUUCACUAGCAGCUAAUCAGGACCUUCCACAAAUUACAGAAGCUGCUGCUACAAAACCUGCAACAGCCAGUUUGGAGGCCAUCAGCUGCUGAGCAGCAGAUGAUGUUGUAGAAGUGGGACAUACUACAACUGUCAUCAAAGCCGAGGAGCCGACCUUACCUGAACGGCGUCUGAGGCUCUGGGUGGGGUCUUGGCCCUGAGCAAAAUUUGGAUUAGACAAAGGACAUGGAGAGUAGGGCUGCUCCAUUAUUUAACACGAUUAUUCAUAGACUUUGAAAUCAUGCAUUUAAUAAACUUUUUAAAAGGAACUUUAGCUUUUUAGCAUUAAACUUUCAUAAACUUUAAAUAUAAUUCAGAACAAAUAAAAAGAUAAAUGCAAAACAAAAAUGAAAUCAGGUUGUCUGCACCAGGUUCUCUACAGACAUACUGUGUGAGAUGACCAGUGUACGGCCUCACCCAGCCCUGUCCAAACCUCUGCACCAGCCAGUGGUGGCUAUCUGACACUAUCUGAGGUUUGAUGCAACAGGUUUGAUUCAUUGCCCCAUCUAAAGAAGGGACUUGAAAAAUUACCCUAAGGACAACACUGACAUGAUUUUUCUUAAUACAAGCAAUCAAAAUUCAGCAAGUGCUUGACCAAAUUGUGUGCUGACUUCAUGUCAGUUUACAAAUUUUAAUGUUGUGUUUUGGCCUAAAGUUAGCCAUGUUGGUUCUUCAGUUAACCAGGCUCAUGUCUUUAUACACAUGCAUGUCAACAGAGGAAAGAUUUAAGUCCUGACUGUUUAGAGUCCUGACUGGAUAAAGUACCAAAUACCAGCACUCUGCACCAUGGAAAAUGCUAUUUCUGUUUUUUUUUGUUUUUUUUUAAACAGACGUGGUCCAUCUCAGGUUCAUAGAUAGACCAUUCUUUCAGGCCUACUUAGAUCAGUGCCGUGCAAUAAGUAAAGGGAAUGUGACUUCUUGUGUUUUGAUCUGUCCUACUGGUUUGCAGCUCUAUUGAUGAGCUAAAGUUCUUUUAGUGGCUGAAAUACUUUACUGCUUGUGGCAACUUAUGUUUACAGCGAGUUGCUCCUUUAGUUAACCUUUAUGAGUGAUCCCCUCACCAUCACCAUACUGUGAAGACAUCUGAAUUGCACACUGACUGGUAAAGUCCAUACUAACUGUAACACUGCCUGAUUUGAGGGCAAAACAGCAGUUUGUUCUCUGCUUGUGUCCAUAGAAACAAAACAAAAAAAGACAGAUUCGAGGUUUCUGCAUUAUGCUGUAGUGUGGAUCGGAAAACAUUUUGAAAGCACUGGUGUGUGACUGACAAAUGCAAGACUCUGUUCCAGGAGUGUUAAGAAGCUGAUUUCUGUUGCUUCUAUGGCUGAAGGUUUCCCUGUUGUAUGUAAACAUCAGAAGUCUGAUCUGACUGAGGAACUCUCAUGAAACGCUAUCAGCCUUUGUUAGAAGGUUUAUCACCUACCACCACCAAAUCAUUGCCAUGCAGUUUGUCACAGCAAAUUACACCAAUUCAAAAUGCACAAUAUGAGUGAGUGAAAGGCAACAGGACAGUUGUUAAACCUACUGAUGACAACCUGUAACCACCUACAGUCCCUACUGUCAACAUGUCUACAACUUGUAAUAUGUGACUUUUUAUCCUAUCCUUUUUUUUUUUCUUGUCUGUCUUGGAGCUCAGAAUAACAAGGGCUUGAAGUUGUGUGUAGCUUUUUCUUUUCUUUUUUUUUUUUUUGUUGUAAAAUUUGCCUUUCCUUGCAUCACAACAGAACUGGCUUACUGAUCCAACACAAGUCUCCUGCUCUUUUGUCAUUGUGGUUGUCAUGGACAGUAUUCAACUCCAUCUUCACACACCCACAUCUCCACUGGGCCUGGAUCAUGAACAGAUGCUAGUAGAUUUUUAAGCCUAUAAAACUUGUGUGGCCGUUGAGAAAUGAUUUUUAAAAAUCUAUGUAUACCUUGUAAAGUAGACAAAGGGGAACAGAAGUUUAGUGAACAAGAAUAUGUUUUCUGUGUUUCUGUGGGAAUAAAGCUUUAUAUAUAAAGAGCUAAUUAUUUAAACUAGUGCCUUUUAUGCAUUACAGUAUGUAAGGGUGUUUUUGCUACCAGCCCGAGCUCUUUGAGAGGGAAAUCACACUAUCUGUUCUUUUGUAGCACCUGUUUAAAUUGUAGCCUGAUGACUUUUUUUGUUGGAAAAGUGAUUUGAAUGGACUAGAUUUCUGUGAAUAAAUUUAAAGUAUGUUAGACUGCU
Stegastes partitus (bicolor damselfish) is the source of this 3220-nucleotide messenger RNA. RefSeq names its product apoptosis regulator BAX. The record is from RefSeq and is a predicted model, not a curated record. Bases 148 to 765 code for a protein of 205 amino acids. Gene Ontology annotation, biological process: regulation of apoptotic process; intrinsic apoptotic signaling pathway in response to DNA damage; release of cytochrome c from mitochondria. NCBI's taxonomy places the organism in Eukaryota, Metazoa, Chordata, Actinopteri, Pomacentridae. The transcript is spliced from 6 exons. Gene Ontology annotation, molecular function: channel activity; BH domain binding. Gene Ontology annotation, cellular component: mitochondrial outer membrane.